AUGCGAGCUUUGAGUGCCCGCAUUCCAUGGCAGACAUUGCGACCGCUGUUGCGAAGACAUGGCUCUUUGGCGGACCACCGGACUCUUCGAGAAUUUGAGGACUUGCGGCAUCACCUGGUAAGCCAGGGAGCAGACCUGGAUCCAGAACUGCUGGUCGUGGGAGAGUCGUCCGAUGGUUUUGGCGUAUUUGCCGGCCGAGCAAUCCAGAAGGGUGAGGUGAUUGCUUCAGUUCCCCGCCGACUUGUUUUGGAGGUCCCCUUCGCCGUUCCGCCCCGACCCAAAGGGCCAGUGGAAGCGCAGCCUUUGGCAGCCGCUGCUGGAGGUCAUGGCCAGUGGUACGAUGUCAUGGGCUUUCCGGAGGGCCGCGCCGCAGUCACGAAAGCUGCCGAACGCCUGAUCGAGGAGUACCAAGCAGGUCAUAAAUCUCCAUUCAAGGCCUACUGUGCAGCUCUGCCGCCCCCUUCGGGUCUGCCUCCGCCACUGCAUCCCCUGAGGCGCAGGUGGCCUUUGGAGCUGUUAAGGGCCAGCCCCAUGGUGGAACGUCUUUACAGGGAAGCCAGCCGUUUGAACUCAGAAUGCCUGGAUGCUUUGGCCAAAAUUCCUGAUUGCAGCCUUGAGUUGCGGUGCUGGGCAUUGGCUGCAGUUAUCACGCGAAACUUUGCCCUCAACGGAUCAACCGCAGGUGUGACAUCUCUAGGGCUGCUUCCAUUCAUCGACCUCUUCAACCACCAAAGCUCUGAAGGAGGCAGAAUGACGUGGACGUGCUCCUAUCAAGAGAGACACGGCUGUGUGGUCAUGGUGGCAGAUCGUGGCAUUGCCAAAGGCGAAGAGCUCACCUUUGUUUACGCUGCGGCGCCGGAUGCAGCCUUGCUCAUCCAGUAUGGCAUUCCUCCAGCAUGCUCGAACUUCCACAACGUAGCCGGGAUUCAGAUCCAUUCCGAUGUGCUGGGAGCAGAUGUUCGCAAUGCGGCGCGUGACUGGGGCUGGACCGACUUGACGAAGCCGCUGCUCUUCACCCUUCCGGAAGCUUGGCAGAGCGAUGCAGAGCGGACUGCGGCUUAG
Messenger RNA from Symbiodinium sp. CCMP2592, 1062 nucleotides. Lineage: Eukaryota; Dinophyceae; Suessiales; Symbiodiniaceae. The record is from the annotation of a GenBank genome assembly.